GGUCUUUUCGGUUGGGUUUCCCCUUGUGCAAUCUAUUCCAUUCCAUUUCAUUUCAUUCUACAGAUAUUUACCUAGUUGUAGUACCUUGUGCUCCAGUUUCAACUCGCGCUCCUCGUUGGCUUCUCAGAUCAAGCAUCAGGGAGCUUGGAGGGUUGAUUCUCUGGUGCAACAAUCAGUCAAUAGAAAAUGUUUUUUGAUGGAUAUGGAUAUCAUGGGACAUCAUUUGAGCAGACAUAUCGAUGUUACCCUGCUUCCUUUAUUGAAAAGCCCCAAAUUGAAAGUGGUGACAAAAUUAUAAUGCCUCCGUCUGCUCUUGACCGUCUAGCAUCUCUGCAUAUUGAUUAUCCAAUGUUAUUUGAACUCCGGAAUGAUGCUGUUGAGCGGGUUUCUCACUGUGGGGUUCUAGAGUUCAUUGCAGAGGAAGGCAUGAUAUACAUGCCAUACUGGAUGAUGGAGAACAUGCUUUUACAAGAGGGUGACAUUGUUAGAGUGAAAAAUGUGACACUUCCAAAGGGGACAUAUGUUAAGUUACAGCCCCACACAAAAGACUUCUUGGAUAUUUCCAAUCCAAAAGCUAUAUUAGAAACAACAUUGAGGAAUUUUUCCUGCUUGACUACUGGAGAUAGCAUUAUGGUGGCUUACAACAACAAGAAAUAUUACAUCGAUAUUAUAGAAACUAAGCCUGCCAAUGCUAUAAGCAUUAUUGAGACUGACUGUGAGGUAGACUUUGCACCUCCCUUAGAUUACAAGGAACCUGAAAAGCCCAUUGCACCACUUUCUACUGGCAAGGCACCACAGGCUGUUGAGGAGACUCCUGCUGAAACUGAACCCAAGUUCAACCCAUUUUCUGGAGCUGGGAGACGCUUGGAUGGAAAACCUUUGAAUUAUGAGCCUCCUCCAGUUUCUUCUUCAGGGUCUAAGGACAAGAAACCUGAUGUUCCAAAUGUCAAUUCACAGUCUUCUGCAGCUUCUAGUUCACAAAGUAAUGCUCGUCAAUCUCAGGGAAAGCUUGUGUUUGGGUCAAAUGCAAACCGCUCUAAAGAGACAGAAAAGGCGAAAGAGUCAAAACCAGAGCCACCCAAAGAACAAGAAGAAAGUAAAUUUCAGCCUUUCACAGGGAAGAAGUAUUCUUUACGGGGCUGAUUAAUAUCAAUUAAAUGCUUUUUAACGUUUAUUGUAAGUACUUAGAAGUUACCGUAAUUACUUGCGAAUGAAGCUCUUCAAGAGGUUUGCAAUCGUGUCCGGAAGGUAACACUUUAUCGGAUUCUUAUGUUGCCUAUUAGGAGCAAAGGGAUGCAAAAAAUAACACUAGAUGAAAUAGCAUGAAAAAAUUGGCUUUAUAUUUAUAUGAAUUAAUGUUUUGAACCCUUUUUUUGUUCGUUUUCUGAAGUUUUAAGUCUUGAAGCUGGAUAUGCUGCUAUGCUCAAGUCUUUUUUUAAUGGUUUGAUUCCUCUGUUGUAAUAACAGUAUUGUUGAA
Molecule: messenger RNA, 1477 nt
Organism: Gastrolobium bilobum
Lineage: Eukaryota; Viridiplantae; Streptophyta; Magnoliopsida; Fabales; Fabaceae
Exons: 10
Coding region: 187-1143 (318 amino acids)
Cellular component (GO): VCP-NPL4-UFD1 AAA ATPase complex
Molecular function (GO): polyubiquitin modification-dependent protein binding
Source: RefSeq, a predicted model, not a curated record